Molecule: messenger RNA, 1056 nt
Organism: Cyphellophora attinorum
Lineage: Eukaryota; Fungi; Ascomycota; Eurotiomycetes; Chaetothyriales; Cyphellophoraceae
Exons: 2
Coding region: 1-1056 (351 amino acids)
Source: RefSeq, a predicted model, not a curated record
AUGGAAGGUCCAAAGGACUCACCAAUGCCUCCAGCAACCGCGCCAUUCAACCCCUCUGCCGCUCCUCUUGCACCCUCACAAGAAGCCGCCUACAGGAGAAAAUGCAUCCAAUUGAAGAAGCGCCUGACAGAAAUUGAGACAAGCAACGACGCCUCCAGGAGAAGAAUCGAGCAAGAGAGACUGCAUCUCCAAAAGAUGCGACUCAUGCGCUCUAUCCUUAUGGAACAGAUCAAAAAGAUCAACAAGACACCAGGCAAAACUCUCUCGAGAGACGAAUUGAACAGACUCGGCAUUGGCGGAGGCGUGGCUCACAUUAGCGAGCUGGUCGGUCUCGACGCAGAGCCUCGACCGGAAGGCGAAGUGCUGCUCGACGACUCGUCAAACGAGACCGAGGAGGAACCCGAGCCUGCUGAACGACCCGAGCGCCGCCGGCGUCCCAACAAGAGCUAUCGCGAAUCCAUCAUGAACAACACACCGGGCGCAAAUCCCAGUACGUAUCAACCAGCCGGACUGCCAAAUCUGGCACCUGCUGCAACAUUCCAAAACACAAUGCCUCCAGAACCAGCAUCUUUGACCUCGUCCUUCCGCCUGCAACAAGGCCCACAGACCACGUCAUUCAUCAACCAAACACAUCCCAAUCCAAACGAGUAUCAGCACUCAUCACCUAUACCUCCAACACAGACCAGCCAACCAGGAUCCUUCUCCCGUUCAGACAACGGCCGCCCUGGCUCACCUAUUCAUCGCUCUACAAGCGCCGCAGCUCGCACAGUCGAGCUCCGCCCACAACCACCCCGUCCCGACGCACCGUUUACUCAGUUCACAGAUCAUAUGCGCCCGCAACUGGAAGCAGACAAUUACCCACCCGACCAGAUCGACAAUAGAAUUGAUCAGGAGUGGCGCGACCUGAGCAACGAGAAUAAGAGUCUAUGGGAGAAGCGCUACGCUGAUCAGAUGAAGGAGUAUACCCAGGACAUGGACGUAUGGAAACGGGAGCAGAAGAAGGCCAACAACAGCGUUGCGGGCGUCAGCUUCUCCGAGAGCAGGAACCGGACGUAG